Molecule: messenger RNA, 1086 nt
Organism: Tupaia belangeri chinensis (Chinese tree shrew)
Lineage: Eukaryota; Metazoa; Chordata; Mammalia; Scandentia; Tupaiidae
Gene: NINJ2
Product: ninjurin 2
Exons: 4
Coding region: 288-719 (143 amino acids)
Biological process (GO): cell adhesion; tissue regeneration
Cellular component (GO): membrane
Source: RefSeq, a predicted model, not a curated record
ACAAUGCUGUCACUACCAGUUCAGGAGGUCACCUAAUGAGGUGCACAGGCCACCCCCGGGACGCCCGGAGUACACACACACGCACACGCACGCACUCGCACGUGUACACCUCCCCCCUGGCUAGGCGAGACGGCAUCCCGCAGGGGAUGGAUGAAUAGCAGGUCUGUCCUGCAGCUGUGCACGCUCCCACCCUAAGAAAGCGGCAGAGGCUUGGGCAGCGGAGCCCGGCGGAGCCCACGCAGUCUGCUCCUGGCACCCGGUACUGUACAGGGACUCGAGGCAGCAAGAUGGGAUCCGAGAGGGAAAUCGUCGACCUCCAGCCUAGGACCUCCGAGCCGGCGAGGACCCAGCCCAUCAACCUGAACCACUACGCGACCAAGAAGAGCGUGGCGGAGAGCAUGCUGGACGUGGCCCUCUUCAUGUCCAACGCCAUGCGGCUGAAGGCCGUGCUGGAGCAGGGCCCAGCCUCGCACUACUAUGUCACCCUGGUCACCCUCAUCAGCAUCUCCCUGCUGCUGCAGGUGGCCAUCGGCAUCCUCCUGGUGCUCAUUGCACGGCUGAACCUGAAUGAGGUGGAGAAGCAGUGGCGACUAAACCAGCUCAACAAUGCGGCCACCACCUUGGUGUUCAUCACUGUCGUCAUCAACGUGUUCAUCACGGCCUUCGGUGCCCAUAAGACAGGGCUCCUGGCUGCCCGGGCCACUGGGACCCACCUCUGAACAUACCUGGGACUAGGUGCCGGUCACGCUGCCUCUGCCAGCUCGCUCCCUGACCUGUCAGGCUGGCGGGCAGUCCUGGGACAGCGUCCAAGAGGGCCUCAGAGCUGCCGUGCCCCCAACCCACAGCACCUGGGCCAAGAUGUGAUGUUCUACUGGCCUAAGCGAAUUCCACGCUGGGCUGAGCCCGAGCUCGGACAUCUGGCUGGCCUCUCCUCCCCAGCAGCAGCUCCUACACGGAAGGCUUGACCGCCUGAGGCCGGGUCAGCAGCUGCAGGGCUCAGCUCUGACUCCGCCCCUCCCUCCCUCUGCCCAGGCCUCAGCUUGCUUUCUGUAGGACAGAAUUAUCCCCAUUAUAAAGGUUCUGCAA